AUGUCCAGCCAGUGCAGCAGUGUGGCCACGGAGAGCUGCUUUAGUCGCAUCACCAGCAUAGACGAGGGGGAGGAGGAGCGGAUCUUGUCCAGCGAUCUCUUCGCUUUCUGCCUUCAGGUGGCGCGGGGUAUGGGGCAUCUGGCUGAGAACAAGAUUGUCCACAGAGAUCUGGCAGCUCGCAAUGUGUUGGUCACUGACAGGUGCGUGUGCAAGAUCACAGACUUCGGGCUGGCUCGAUGUCUGGGGGACACUGACCACUACGACAGGUCGUCGAAGGGCCCACUGCCGGUUAGAUGGUUGGCACCAGAAAGUUUGAUUGACAGAACACACAGCACCAAAUCUGAUGUCUGGGCCUGCGGCUUUCUUCUGUGGGAGAUUGUUACGCUAGUUCUCGUGCUGUGA
This is a messenger RNA of Physella acuta, 402 nucleotides long. RefSeq names its product fibroblast growth factor receptor 4-like. Gene Ontology annotation, cellular component: plasma membrane; signaling receptor complex. Lineage: Eukaryota; Metazoa; Mollusca; Gastropoda; Physidae. The record is from RefSeq and is a predicted model, not a curated record. Gene Ontology annotation, molecular function: ATP binding; transmembrane receptor protein tyrosine kinase activity. Gene Ontology annotation, biological process: protein phosphorylation; positive regulation of kinase activity; multicellular organism development.